Molecule: messenger RNA, 1779 nt
Organism: Microthlaspi erraticum
Lineage: Eukaryota; Viridiplantae; Streptophyta; Magnoliopsida; Brassicales; Brassicaceae
Source: the annotation of a GenBank genome assembly
AUGGAUUCACCAGUCGAUCGCGUUGGUUCAUCAUCGUCAUCCAAAACCAGAAUCCCUCCAGCUAAAUCCAAAUGUUCCGUCACAUCUUUCUCGAUCGACUCAAGAGACGGAGGAGGAAGAAGCUCCAAGAAAUCGGAACCGCGAUCGAAGAAGAAGACGUCAACACCAAAAGAAACAGAAACUUCCCCUGAAGUUCUAAGCCGUUACGAAUCCUCUUUAUUCACCGCAUCUCAAACGCCGAUCUCGAUCAUACGGACGAAGAAACAACCGGAGCCGAGGUUUUACCCCAGCCCAACCAACACCUUCUACACAGCACCGCUCUACUCAGAAGCCAAGCAGAGCUUCACGAGCACGGACCUCAGCGACUGCGCGAGCACAAUCGGCGUCGGAGGCAUCGAUCUGGAGAAAACAGGCGUAUCGACGUACAGAGGAAGCACGGGGAGCGACGCGAGCGACGAGAGCAGCUCGAGCGGUUUCAGCAACGCCGGCCACAAGCCGCACAGGGCUAACAACGACAAGCGAUGGAUCGCGAUCCAGGAGGUUCGAUCUCGGGUCGGGUCGUCUCUUGAGGCGAAAAAUUUCAAGCUGAUAAGACAGCUCGGAGGCGGCGACAUCGGAACCGUCUACUUGGCGGAGCUGAUCGGAACGGGAGCGACUUUCGCCGUGAAAGUCAUGGAGAAGGCGUCGAUCGCGGCGAGGAAGAAGCUCGUUAGAGCUCAAACGGAGAGAGAGAUACUCCAGUGUUUAGACCACCCGUUCCUGCCUACGCUCUACUCGCAUUUCGAAACGGAGAAUCAUUCUUGCCUCGUCAUGGAGUUUUGCCCCGGCGGUGAUUUGCAUUCUCUCCGGCAGAAACAGCCCGGAAAAUACUUCCCGGAACACGCCGCUAGGUUUUAUGUUGCUGAAGUUCUUUUAGCUAUGGAGUAUCUACACAUGCUUGGGAUCAUAUACAGAGACCUCAAGCCGGAGAAUGUGUUAGUCCGUGAAGAUGGGCACAUAAUGCUAUCAGAUUUCGACCUCUCCUUAAGAUGUGCGGUCUCUCCGACGCUAGUCCGAUUCGCAGCAACGACGCUUGAGUCCAAGAGCUCGAGCUACUGCAUCCAGCCGGCGUGUGUAGACCAACCGGGCUGCGUUAUCCAGCCAGAUUGCAGCCAGCCGGUUUGUUUCACUCCUCGGUUCAUGUCAAGAAGCAAGAACAAGAAGAAAUAUCAUAACGAGACAGGACGUCAGGUUAGGCCGCUCCCGGAGCUGAUGGCUGAGCCGACUAGCGCGCGGUCCAUGUCUUUCGUUGGGACGCACGAGUACUUAGCGCCGGAGAUUAUCAAAGGAGAAGGUCACGGAAGCGCUGUUGAUUGGUGGACAUUUGGGGUGUUUCUCUACGAGCUUCUGUUUGGGAAGACUCCGUUUAGAGGAGACGUGACGAGGACGACGCUGUUUAAUGUGGUUGGGCAGCCGUUGAGGUUUCCGGAGCACCCGAGUGUGAGCUUUGCGGCGAGAGACUUGAUCAGAGGGUUGCUGGUGAAAGAGCCUCAGCAUCGGUUGGCUUAUAGGAGAGGAGCCACUGAGAUUAAGCAGCAUCCGUUUUUCCAGAGUGUUAAUUGGGCUUUGAUCAGAUGCACCAGUCCACCUCAGGUUCCUCAGCCGGUUGUAGUCACGGACAGUGGUCGGAGUCUUCGUCGUGGUCAGGGUCAUAGUCAAGGGCAUGGUCAUGAGAAGCCGCCUACUCCUAUUGUGGAUGUGAAGCCUGCUGGUAAUUAUUUGGAGAUUGAUUUCUUCUGA